This is a messenger RNA of Poecilia latipinna (sailfin molly), 5813 nucleotides long. RefSeq names its product calmodulin-lysine N-methyltransferase (gene camkmt). NCBI's taxonomy places the organism in Eukaryota, Metazoa, Chordata, Actinopteri, Cyprinodontiformes, Poeciliidae. Gene Ontology annotation, molecular function: calmodulin-lysine N-methyltransferase activity. Gene Ontology annotation, cellular component: cytoplasm. The transcript has 11 exons. The record is from RefSeq and is a predicted model, not a curated record. Bases 191 to 1207 code for a protein of 338 amino acids.
GUGUACGGAAGCAGCAUGUUCCAGGUGGUAUGAGUCAAGACGUGUCUGUGAGCUUUUGUAGAUUUUGAAGUUUUGAAAUAAGCCAUGCUUUUCUAAAUACCGUUCGACAGCAUUGACAUUGAUAACUGUGACAGCUCUAUAGCCCGGAACUUGUUUACAUAUAUAUCCGAGUGGGUAUUCAACAGUUAAGAUGGAGAAAGGCUCCACAGGCGCUACAGAAAAGACCCAGUCGGCUUUGCCUUGUAAGGAUAAGAGUGAUGAGGACUCUUGCGGCCCAAAUUCCCACAACUCCAGGGAAGCAACCUGUGGUGCUACUGCAGGUCGAGCGAGAUGGACUCUGCUGAGACAGGUGUUGCGUCAGAAGCAGACAGACAGUCCUGAGGUCAAACACGUGUCUGUUCGUAGGUUUGCCACCUUUGACCUUUUCAGAAGGAAAAAACUCUCCGCACAAGAACACUGUGAUACCUCAGAUGACCAGUGGGUGGAGUACAGAAGUGUCUACUAUCCUGAAUACGGUGCCUUCCUCAGGGAUAACCUGGGACCUCUCAAAGUUAAUGAAGUACUCAAUAGUUUUGACAACACUGGCAAUGUCUGUGUGUGGCCUUCUGAGGAGGUGAUGGCACAUUACUGUCUGCAGAAGCGGCACUCGUUCAAGGGUGCAGUGUGUGAGUUAGGAGGAGGUAUGACUUGCCUUGGUGGGCUCAUGGUUGCCAUUUCUGCUGACGUGAAGGAAGUCCUGCUAUCAGAUGGGAAUGAGAAGUCCAUUCAGAAUGUUCGGAGAGUGGUCGAGAGGAACAGGCAGGCCGGAAAGUUUGGGUCAACGCACGUAUCGUCAAGGGUGGUGAGGUGGGACUGCGAGGUGGACAUUUCAGCGCUGGAAGGUCACUUUGAUACAGUCAUGUGUGCAGACUGUUUGUUUCUCGACCAGUACAGAGCCUGCCUGGUUGAUGCCAUAAGGAGAUUACUGCGACCCAACGGCAUGGCGUUGGUGUUUGCUCCUGGAAGAGGUGAAACUCUAACACUGUUUUGUCGGCUGGCCCAGCAGGCCGGUCUGUGCGUCUGCCAACACCAGCAGUACGACGCUCAGGUCUGGGAUGUUCAUCUAAAGAUGCUGAGAGAAGGAAAGCAGGCAUACGAUGAAAACAUCCACUAUCCUCUCCUCGUCACCCUGACCAAAGGACCUCAACCUGUUAACCAAGCUCAGUAAAAUAGAAUAAGGGAGCUCUUUGCUAUACAUAACACUCUGUUUGCAUUUUUUUUCCUUUUAUUUCACCUCCAGCCAUAUUCCAAACAACUCCUCUCAGUCCAGAAGACGGUCACUCAGCUUUUAUAGCUAGCAGUUAAUCUGCUAGUUGAAAAGUUUAGCCAUCCGUUACGGAUUUAUUGACUUUACAAGGAGUCUGUGAUUCCUAUGCAUUUAUUUGAAUUUCCGCCUGCUUGCAGUGAAUUACGUGACGGUUUUCUGUACAUGUCAGGUACUCAUUAGUGCUCUAGCUGGUCACUGUUAACAAACGUCGCUCACUGUGUUCCCGCGCUCAGCGUGGAGGCCGGCUUCGACUCGGAGUGUGGAGCAAUUUACAGCUUCCUCAAUUUCCACCUUUAAUUUCUCUUAAAACAUCUCAUUCAUCCCAGUCAGGGGUCAGUACAAAGAACUUAAUUUGUGUGUGUGUGUGUGUGUGUUACAGCAGUGCAGUGCAUUAACACAUUACGGCACUUUCAGAUGAAAAGAGCAUCGGUUGCUGCAGGAGACACAGAUUUUAUAUGACUUUUUUUUUUCUUCUUCUCUGCAAUUUUGCUGCAAUUAACACGACUAAUCAAUCUCCAGCAUACACACUAUGAAUCCACUAUCAGUAUUGCUUUAUGGUUUGCUUUACAGUUUGGUAUCAUGAUGAAAGGAACAGCCUGAUCUUAAUUUGUUAACCAUCGUCUGUAAUUCCCCUCUUCAGUUCCAGUUUGAGUUGCUAAAAUGCAGCUGAUUGCUCUGAUUUUACUGAUGUGUGAAUCUUCACACCUGGCUCAUUGUGUCAAGUAUCAUUAUUUUUGAAGGGGGUUGUGAGUAGGAGUUAUUUAUCAGGCUCACGCAGAACUGUUGUACUAGUAUAUAUUGACCCAAAACUGUGGAAUAGAAAAUGAUGUAUUUUUGUGAUUGUGUGUGUGAAAUUUGAUAUUGUUUUUUUUCGAUCUUUUCCAAACGACGGUAUUCCGUGCCGGCGAGCGCAACAAACUCAUUUCGGUUUGGUUUCGGUGACAUUUAUUGGCACUCCUGGUAAAGGCUUGAAAAUAAAGUGAUGUGUUAUUGAAGUAGUGUUAUCUCACACUGAAAAUCUGUUUGGGUGUUUUAGUGGGGAAAAACACAAAGGUAAUGUUCUAUAUAUUUCGUACAAUCCGAUUUUGCUAAUAGAAAUGCUAAUAAAUUUGCUAAUAAAAAUGUUACAGCGAUUCAUCUUCUGUAACAUUUUUAGAGAGAGGAAUCCUUGACCUUUUUAUCCUAUAGUCUCUUCUGGUUCCUUCUGCAGGAUUUAAAUCUGGAGAAGGAGAUGACUGUAGACCAUUUCUGUAGACUCUUGCAGAUGUUUUUAAUUCAAAAUUUCUUUCUAGCUACUUAAGAAAGUUUAUAAUCCCAUGAAUAAUGUUCCCUUAGCAUUUAUUUGGAAGAAAAGCAGGCCAUCACAGCACUACAGAUCCUCCAUCGUGACAAGCAUUAAGCGCUAAAGGCUCACACAUGCAUCAUCCGAACCCAAACAGUCGGCGUGAGGUCACAUGAUUGCAGACCACCGCCAACGUUCCCCCUCUUGGAUCCUCCAUGUUGGUUUUAUGAAAUGGUCACAGAGGGAGCGCCGCGCUUUUCUACAGACGGCCUCCAUGAACAACGACGUUGCAAUAACCAUUCAGGAGUUUUGAGCCACUUGACGGUCUUAUUAUAGUAGCUAUUUAGUGAAAAACAAGUGUACAUAUUUCCUCAACGCGUCAGAUCAGUGUUCCUCAAAAGUAUUAUUGUCUCUUGCAGAUACGGAAACCGUAUAGUGGAUAAAAAGCACGAAUGCAAAACACUUCUGACCCAAUCUGCAUGAUUUUUGUUGAAGCUCACGAUGCUAACGUUUGAAACGGUGUGAUGGAAAAGAUUGCGUUUCUGACAUCACUCUAAAAAGGAGGUCGCUAUGGAGACUCAGUGACCCAAAUGUGUUAUUGGUUGCUACAGUUUUGCUGGAGUUUUAGAGGAUUAUUUUGCCUCCGUUAUCAUCCCGCUCACUGUCUAUAGUUACGUGGUAAAUAUAUGUCCUCAUCCAUAAGAAAUGGACAUCUGUGUCACGUCAUAUUUAUACCACACGUAAAUUAAACACAUCCCAGACGAUUUGACUCACACUGAGGUUACAACAAGCGACAAGUUGGAGCUGGAAGACGUCAAACAAAAGCUAAAAACAGGAGAAGUUGCACUUAAAUAACAGUGGUCUAAAAACAAAAGCAGUAACAUUUUAUUUAAAAUGAUACGGUGGGUUUACUUUGGGCUCGGACGCAAUGCCUCUGGGCUCGAGCAGGUUGAAUUUUUUAGGCGUGAUCUAAAGUCUACUCUAAGUUGAAUUACUCAAAAUAAAGGUUGGCUUUUUCACUGUGAGAUGAUGUAAAUACAUAAAUAAUAUUAAUGUGAAUCCAUUUGAAGCCUUCUUGCCCAUCUUUACCAGGUUGCAAAGAACGUCGCUGGAAUGGCUCCUUUGUAAAAAUAAGUAUAUAGUAAUACAUAAAGUGUGCAACGAGUAAAAUAUGUCAGACUCAUCCAUGACCCUUCUGUUACCAUAGAGACUGUUUUACGACCUGCGGCUGCCUUUGCAGAAUGCCUGAAUGUCUGGACGUUUCCAGAGAAUCUGGAAACUUUAGUUGCUGGAGAACAAUCAUCAGGAGUAUCAAACUCAAACCGGAACCAAAUCCUGUGUUCAUCCUGAGUCAUACGACAAACAUAUCUACAUCUUUAUCUCUUACAUUCACAACCUUACAGAUGUUUGCUUCUUCAGUUUAUUCAAUCGAAAAAUGCCAAGUUUUUUUUUUUUAUCAACCAAUUGUUCUCAGGUGUUUUUUGUCACAGAUUGUCUGGCUUCCUGUCUCUUGUAUCAUCGGGAAAGCUGCAGGUAUGAAGGCGUGUGUUGCGGCUAGCGACGCGUUUCCACGAUACACUGUGAUCCACUGACGUACAGGGCAGCCAAGAAGCUAUGCAGUACUUCCCAGUGGCUGAUGUUUAUAUUUCACACAAGAUAAUCAGCCUCAGAAAAAAAAGGACGUUGUAAAAAUCACUGUUUUGAUGAUUGAAAUGUCAUUGCAAAAAAAAAAAAAAAAAAAAAAAAAAAAAUUUUUAAUCUCACUUUUUUGUUUUUGCAGUGCGAUUUGCUGUUUUUUGGUUUGUUUUUUUUCUUAAGAGUGUGGAACAUAAAUACCCUCCCUCCACUGUGACCGUACACAGACACAGCAUCACUGUCUAAUACAGCAAGAACAGCUGACAAAAGAUUUACAACAUGCUGGCGUGUUUCAGGCUGCGACGUCGCCGCGAACUUUCACACUUACCAUAGAAAUAACGAUUUCUUAAAUAAUCUUCUAUACAUAAAGACGAAUAUGGUGAGAUAACCAUGAUUCGACUAGUAUUAUUAUCAGAUUUAAAGUGUUUGGUAUUGAACAAAUCAGCAUUAUAACCAGUAAGUACUCUUUAAAAGUAUCAAUUAAAACUUUCAGCGGGUUUCUUUUUUUUUUGUUUGCAUUCGUUUCAAGCUGGCUCUCUAAUUUCAUGCUGCCUUAAAACACAGAGGCACCAUAAAAAAGUAGUGUUUCUGUGAUUACUGAAGAAUUCACAAUUCAAGCUAAAUGUCCUUUACACAAUCUGUGAGAAAUUAAAUAAGUUCUGAAAGUAUUUUUUUGUAAUCAUAAGUAAUAUCACAUAUCUGUGUGAUUAGUUUCUAAAUAAAUAAACCAAACGCUCUUACUUUGAAUCAUUUUGCUUUGUAGGACGGGAUCAGCCCAGCUUAAGAUGACCUCUAGAAUAUUCUAGAAGUCCUAAUUCUGUAGAAGAUCUGACUUGAAUUACAGUGAGAUGAACUUCUCCAAUCAUUCCUUUAAGUGGGCUUUGUGGACGUGACAUUUAUGACUAGCUUCACUCACUGUGGGGACCGCCAAAUCCGAGUCAAUCGAUCUGAGGAUUCGGGUUUUCACUGCAUCUGAGAGGCGGCUAGCUGCCCGCUUCAGAAGCUUUUGCUGCACUUUGUCAAUUUUGCAGCAGUGCGACACAUUGCAGUUUACACGGCGCCUCUGAGUCGCGACGCCCGUACAACUGAAUUAUCCGACGUGUCCCCAAAGAAAUCCGCGGCAGCCUGGCUUUAGCCGUAGCUCACAUCGCACCUGCAACAGCAGCAGCAAAGCUAUCGAUAAUAUCCACCUUGGAUACGUAUAAAUGCCUUAGAAACGCAUGGCUGACUUGCAUCGGCAUAGCAGAGGAGGAAGAGUUCAACCUUAAACUUCAGUCUGUGUAUGGAUGUGACUGAUUUUCAUUUCUGAACCGGACCACUGUCAACAAACUCAGCUGCGUUUUCUUCAUCGUGUGCAUCAGCAUCAAUUUUUAGCCAUAACGAAAAACAAUGUUUGACUCAGUAGAAAAUGCAUAUCUUGUUUGUUAUUAUUGAAACUCUUUCUGAACGAUCUAUCAGCUCGUACCUAAUGUACCGUAUGUGUGAAUUAGACGUUUGAAUCUGUAAUAUUUUUAUUAGAGCUCAUUUCAGCGUCCUGUUUGUCAUUCCGUGUGAAUUUGAGGCCUCAAACAGACGCGACAAAAAAAAAAA